Molecule: messenger RNA, 560 nt
Organism: Myodes glareolus (Bank vole)
Lineage: Eukaryota; Metazoa; Chordata; Mammalia; Rodentia; Cricetidae
Gene: Plac9
Product: placenta associated 9
Source: RefSeq, a predicted model, not a curated record
GAGCCAGAAACCCGGAGCCGCCCAGGAAUUUUGGCUGGGACUGCAUUUCCUUGGGUCGGGCGGGCGUGAUCCCGGGGAGGCGGCUACGGACACACAGGCUGUGCUCGGUUGGCUCCUCGUCAUGCAGCCGCUACUCUGCGCCCUGGCCGGGCUCGCUCUGCUCGGCGUCGAGGCGGGUGAGUGGGAUCAGGGACCCAGGGACACCCCCGGACGGCGAGCUGUUGAGUCCCCCGGUUCCUCCAGAGAAGACCUAGCUUGGGGCCCAGGCUGUGACAGACAUGUGGCUAUCCAAGGCCGUUUAGACAUCAUGGAAGAGACAGUGGAGAAGACAGUGGAGCACCUGGAGGCAGAAGUGACGGGUCUGCUGGGCCUGCUGGAGGAACUGGCUUCGAAUCUACCCCCAGGGCCCUUCAGCCCAGAACCGGACCUGCUAGGAGGUGAUCACUUCUGACCAUCAGAGGUAUUGGAACCUGGCAACUGAAGAACCAAGUUAGGCUUCUUGCCUUCCUGCCCCACCUCUGUGUGAAAUAAAUGCUACUGCUCGGGCCCACGAUUGCUAA